AAGUUCUGACUUGGCGUUGCUCGUUAUAUAUAUGAAUGCGCGCAUGUGCUUGUAGAGGCAGUUGUAUUUUAGCAGACAAGGAUAACGAGCCUGCCAAUCCAGCAGAUUAGCCUCUUCUAAAACUCAGCCUGAUCCUCUAUCACUUGACAGCUUAGCAGCUAACAGCUAGCCUGGUAACGUUUACUCAGUGCAGCCAGUGUAGAUGAAUGAGCAGGGUGCGUUACCCCAGCCCCGCUCCAAUUACGGCUCUGCUCUGAUGGGCGUGAUUCCUUAGUGCUAGUAAGCUAAAGUUAGCUGCUGGCCUAGUGGGGAAGGCUACAAAUAACCCGAGGGGCUAACGGUUGUUAAGCCCAGACGUCCAUCCAGCACCAUGGGAAAGAAGAGUCGAGUGAAGACUCAGAAGUCGGGCUCAGGAGCCAGCGCUGUGGUUUCCCCCAAGGAGAUGAUGAACCUCAUCUCUGAACUGCUGCAGAAAUGCAGCAGUGCAGCACCCUCUGCUGGUAAAGAGUGGGAGGAGUACAUCCAGAUCAGAGGCUUGGUGGAGAAGAUCCGCAAGAAACAGAAAGGUAUGUCGAUAUUAUUCGAGGGAAGCAGAGAGGACCACUUCCCAGAUUUGAUGUCCUGGGCUCAGGAAAACGGGGCGUCCUGCGACAGCUUCACAGUGGCCAACUUUGGAACGGAGGGCUACGGCCUGCGGGCCACCAGAGAGAUCAAGGCAGAGGAACUUUUCCUGUGGAUUCCCAGGAAGAUGCUAAUGACGGUGGAGUCAGCCCAGAACUCUGUAUUGGGUCCUCUGUACAGUCAGGACCGGAUCCUACAGGCCAUGGGCAACGUGACGCUGGCCUUCCACCUGCUGUGUGAGCGGGCCGACCCUGCUUCACCCUGGCUGCCGUACAUCCGCAGUCUUCCUCAGGAGUACGACACGCCGCUGUUCUACCAGCAGGACGAGGUGCAGCUGCUGCUGGGCACGCAGGCGGUGCAGGACGUCCUGAGCCAGUAUAAAAACACCGCACGCCAGUACGCUUACUUCUACAAAUUGGUACAGACUCAUCCUGCCGCCAGCAAACUGCCCCUGAAGGACAGCUUCACAUUUGAUGACUACAGGUGGGCGGUGUCCUCUGUGAUGACCCGUCAGAACCAGAUCCCUACUGAGGACGGCAGUCGGGUCACUCUGGCCCUCAUCCCCCUCUGGGACAUGUGUAACCACACAAAUGGACUGAUCACCACCGGCUACAACCUGGAGGAUGAUCGCUGUGAAUGUGUGGCACUGCAGGACUACAAGGAGAACGACCAGAUCUACAUCUUCUAUGGCACGAGAUCCAACGCUGAGUUUGUCAUCCACAACGGCUUCUUCUUCCAAGACAACGCCCAUGACCGAGUAAAGAUCAAGCUGGGCGUCAGUAAGAGCGAGCGCCUCUACGCCAUGAAGGCCGAAGUGCUGGCACGAGCUGGCAUCCCAGCGUCCUGUAUCUUCGCUUUGCACUGUAAUGAACCCCCCAUUUCAGCCCAGCUUCUAGCCUUCCUCAGAGUGUUCUGCAUGACAGAGGAGGAGCUGAAGGACUACCUGCUCGGAGACCGUGCCAUCAAUAAGAUCUUCACCUUAGGCAACAGCGAGUUCCCGGUCAGCUGGGAGAACGAGAUCAAGUUGUGGACUUUCCUCGAGACCCGAGCUGCUCUGUUGCUCAAGACCUACAAGACCACCUCAGAGGAGGACCGCUCCAUGCUUGAGAAACCUGAUCUAUCUCUCCAUUCUCGCCUGGCGAUCCAGCUCCGCCUGGCCGAGAAGCAGAUCCUGGAGAAGGCGUCGGCCAGCGGACGGGCCAAACGUCUGCACUUUGAGAAAAAGCUAGAGGAGGGCGCUCCGCUGCCUCGCUACGAGGAGAGCGAUAUCGCUUUGCUGGAGAAUACUGAUGCAGAUGCAAAGCUUCCUAUUAUCCUGCGCAAGCUAGAGGAGGUGCAAGAAAGCCAAGAGAUCCAGGUGGAUGAGCACAGUCUCCUACUGAACGGGGAGAAGGCUGUGUAUGGGAUAGAUAUGGAGGCUAACGGAGAGCCAGUGCAGGAGGAGACUCGGGAGAAGGUCAGCAAAGAUGUGCAUUCAGCUUUGGACUCGAAUGAAAGUUCAAGCAAGAAGGGCCAAAGGGAAGUGGCCAACCUAAGUGCCAGUCGAACUGAAGAUAAUCCCAAAGAGAACAGUGAAUGAGUAAACUUACUGCCACAGCCCAUGCUAUUUAUUUAUUUUUGUGUCUCUUAAAUGACUCAGAAAUAUAGAAGCUGAAAAAAUUUUAAUUCAAAGUCGCAGAACUUUUCCGACUGUAUGUUCAUCCAGCGUGGCUUUUCUUAGUUGUCCGCUGCUGAACUUGUUUAAAAAAUACUGCCGGCGUGUCCCUCAGCCCUCUGCGCAGAACAGGAUUUGAUUUAAAAUUUGCUUUUGUUUUACGUUGUAAGUUUGAAACCUAGGUUUACAUUCAAACAUUUCGAGGCCUACAGCAUAGGAAGAAAGCAGGGGUGGGGGGGCACAAACUGGUUCCAGCAAGUUAUUAGGUGAAUGUUAUUUCCACAAAGCCAAAAUCUCUCUAAUCUUGUGAAUUGGUUGUUUUAUUACGGCAGUUUGUCUCCAUAUAUGUCCAGUAUGUUUUGAGUUGACAAUCGUAUUCUCUAGUGCAUUUCGUGGUGUGCUACUGAGUCAAGGCCAUCUACUCCCUUUUUUUCUGGUUAAAAUCACUUUGAGCAAAAUAACUGAAGGAAAACAUAGAACGGUGAAUGGUACCUGUUAUGUUUCAGUAUGACAGGCCAAAAUGGAAGAUGGUUUUUGCUUUUUCAGUAAAAAACGUUAUUUUUACCAUCAAAUUCCCAUCAUUGCAUAGCUUCAGCCCUCACUAAGAAACAAAGAAUUUAGUUUUAUUUUGUUUUAAAAUGUAUCUUUGUGAAUGUACUGCAGUGAUUCUCUGCAGAUGCCAACAAAAGGGAGUGAUGAGUGAGCAGCGCUGACUGUUGUUGCCCUUGAGAAAGCCAUAUACAGCACUGAGGACGAUGGCGGUUCAUGUGAGGUCUCCUGUUGGAAGCUUUUUGCUCGUCUGCCUUAAAAUGAGGCGAUUUCAACAUGACACAUAUUGUAUGAAAAACACAGAAGCACUGUCAGCAGGUUCUUGCUCUCCUUAGUUUGUGUUAACUGUAGGGGUGGCCCCAACUACUCCGACUCUUUGCACUGAUACAAAGCCAAUACUGACUGAAUCACUGACAGUCGAUGCAUCGUGGAGGGGAAAACGUGCAGCUUUCUUAUCAGUUAGAACAUUUAACCUUUUCAUAAGUGCGUAGUCAUGGGUACUCCCAGUUUCACCCAUUGUGUCACCUCGUUAUCUCACCCACUAACUACUAUGUGCUUCAGCUCUUCUACAGUAACGCAGCGACACAGUGUUGUUUAUAGCGCUACUGUAUGUGGCUCAUUUUUACAUAAACAUGAUUGACAUACUUGGAUGAAAUAAAGUCAAGCUCAACCUACUAUUUUUAUCGGAGGUUUCGACCACAAUUCACAGGGUCUUCAUCAGUGCCCUCACAUAGUACGUAGUACGGUACCCUGGUCGGACGAUAACAAGUGGCCGUAUAGGCUGUCUCCCUAACAAUCGGAAUCACGAAAACCAGAGUCCACUCGCAUUGCGUCAGUCGAAUCAGAUUGUUUUCCUAACAUGACCUCACUACAAAAGUAAUGGAACAAGGGAUAUGUGUGAAUCAAUCUUCAGCUGACAGUGGCAUCAGCAGCCAAUCAGGAGAGGGGACUAUAACUGAAAUGUGAGCGCGACACACUUAUUGUGUCUCUGACUGUGUCCAUCACAGAUGACCAACAAAGGCAUUCGAACAUGAGCCUUACAGGCAGAACAUGAGACUCGUGUAGGCUGUUGGAGGAGUUUAGUGUGGUGUGCCUGGACUGUAACUACAAGCCAUACAUUAUAUAUUUAGGCAAGGUGUAUAGGUGAAAAACAGCAGUAAUAAUAAGUGUGGGUUUGUAUAUAUAAAGCCAAAUAUAUGUGUAGACAAAGCAUAAACCAAAUGAUUGUACUGAGGCCGAACACACAGCCAACUGUUUCCAUGUGAUCGAAGUACCGUAGUUACUAUAGUGUGAGGAAAUGCCAUUUACUGAUGAAGACUGUGAGAUGUGGUUGAAAGCCUCCCAAACACACUAUUAAGUGUACCUUCAGUUAAGACUUUUUUUAAGUAAAGUUAGGUAAGUACUGUUCCAAAAGUACAGAACGCUCUCGAUGGAUCCAUCAGUUUCCCAGAGCUCAAGGUGUAACGAAGGUAACAAAUUGCCGUUUUUUUCCGACCAACAAGCCAAACCCAAUUCAUCUUACUCUCAUUAAAGAGUAACAAAACCAGAAAAUAUUUAUAGGCUUCCAGUCUUUCCACCAUUCUUUGAUUCAAAAAUGACUUAAACAAUAUAUUGUUUAUCAAAAUAGUUGACGAUUCAUGUUAUGUCGACCGACUAAUCAAUUAAUCAACCAGUUGUCUUUAGGCUACACAAAGUGAGAACUUUGGUUUUAGGGGGAGUCAUGUGCUGAAACUAGCCUAGCCUUGCUAUAUGCUAAUGAGGCUAAUCACCUCCCGGUUCCAGCUCUGCACCUAACACAGACAUAAGAGUUAUUGAUCUUCUCAUCUAGUUCUCAGUAAGAAAGUGAAAAAGCAUAUUUACCAUAAAGUUGAACACUUUCUUUAAAGUUACAGAGACCUGUUAGCAGUUCUGUUAAAAGUGGUUUCCACAUUCUUUGACUAAUCGAAAUAAAGUUUUAUAACCUGGUCUCCUCUACUUGAUAUGGAAAUUAGUGUUUGCUAACAUCGAUGAUUAGCACCACUGGUUUGAUUAGACUUUUUCCUAUAGAAACAGAUGUAAGUACCUCCUGUGACUGUCAGUGAACCUCGGCUUUGGCUUGGUGAUUUAGAAUCGACCAGCUAAAAUGUGAGUUGGGCUCACUCCUAGUUAACCCGUAAAGUUAGGAUUAAACUAACCUUGCCUUGUUGUCAGCUGACGGUGGUGUGAAAGGCAGUGAAUUCUCACUGCCGCUGUGUUCUCCCUUCAAGUGGUACGACCAAAUCUAGGUGUUCUCCUUAGGUCAGAUGUUUAUGGCCACUUUGUACCACAUGAUGCUCAUGUUUUGUAUCACGUUUGAUGUGUCACGGUCAUUCUGUGGUUUGAGCACUUUUCCAUCACAAAUCUGUAUUUUUUAUGCAAUCAUGUACUUUUACCAACCUUACUGGUAACAUUCAGUCUGUUUGCUGCUUUUCUAAAGACCUCUGUACACUAGCGCGCGCGCGUGUGUGUGUGUGUGUGUGUGUGUGUGUGAGAGUGUGAGAGAGAGCUCCUAGCUUUAACCUUAGACUCAACAACUCCUGACCAGGUACGUUGCUAUCCAGUUGAACCGGACUCCUCACAUUUCACCAUAUGCAGUAGUUGUGGGUUUCUCUGUGUAAAACCAACCCCGGACUGUACAGUCAAAGCUAGAGUUGAUAAGGCAACUUGUCCUGAAGAGAUUAAACUUCAUCUCAUUUCUCA
Molecule: messenger RNA, 5542 nt
Organism: Micropterus dolomieu (smallmouth bass)
Lineage: Eukaryota; Metazoa; Chordata; Actinopteri; Centrarchiformes; Centrarchidae
Gene: setd3
Product: SET domain containing 3, actin histidine methyltransferase
Exons: 13
Coding region: 371-2200 (609 amino acids)
Biological process (GO): peptidyl-lysine trimethylation; peptidyl-lysine monomethylation; peptidyl-lysine dimethylation
Molecular function (GO): histone H3K36 methyltransferase activity; transcription coactivator activity; histone H3K4 methyltransferase activity
Source: RefSeq, a predicted model, not a curated record